Staurois parvus is the source of this 257-nucleotide messenger RNA. The record is from the annotation of a GenBank genome assembly. NCBI's taxonomy places the organism in Eukaryota, Metazoa, Chordata, Amphibia, Anura, Ranidae.
CAAGGCACCCUUUAAAAUGAUGGACAGUCCUGAGGCACCCUUUAAAAUGAUGGACAGUCCCGAGGCACCCUUUAAAAUGAUGGAGAGUGUUGAGGCACCUAAUUCUAAAAUGGGAAAACAUCAAGGCACCCUUUAAAAUUAUGGACAGUCUUGAGGCACCCUUUAAAAUUAUGGACGGUCUUGAGGCACUCCAUUCCAAAAUGGGGUACCUCAAGACUGUCCAGAAUUUGAAAAGGGCACCCCAUUCUAAAAUGUGA